GAAUGAACAUGGGCCCAGGUCCAAUGAUGGGACCUGGAGGCCCUAACAUGCCCCCAAUGCCACCAGGUGGGCCUAUGCCUCCUGGAGGUCCUAUGCCGCCUUUCAUGGGUGGCCCUCCUAACUACCCUAUGCCUCCUAAUUGGGGUCCUAAUGGACCAGGUGGACCCUGUGGUCCCGGUCCUAUGCCUCCUAACAUGUGUGGCCCUAAUGGUCCAAUGCCGCCAUUCUUUGGCCCACCCUUCCCCCAAAUGCGUCCUAACGGCCCCCUGGCCCCCUGGCCCGCCAGGCCCUCCUGGCCCUCCCAACUCCAUGAUGCCCCCAAAUUCAAUGAACAAUGGCAACAUGCCAUUCAUGGGUCGCCCUCCAUUCGGUCCCAAUGGCCCUAAUUUCAAUAAUGGCAAUGGCAACAUGCCAUUCAUGCCACCAAAUAUGAUGCCACCAAACAGCAUGCCGAACAAUCUGCCUUCUAGUAACAUGCCUCCUGGCAAUAUGCCUCCAAGUAGCAUAUCUUUACACAAUAUCCCUGAACCGAAACCUGUGGAUUCAAUGCCAGAGAUGAACCUGCAGAACAUUCCCCCGCCCCUGCCGCAGCUCAGUCACAUUCCGUCGCCCAAGGAUGAACCUGCAUCACCAACAAAUCAAGUUUCCUCUGCAGAUUGGCCGCCGUCGGUGCUCCGCGCUGCCACGGAGGUCGCCCGGAACGGCGACCACUGGGAAAAUGUCCUGAAGGCAAUUCACUCACAAGACCAAAAUAUGUGGUUCCUUCAUAAUACGAAUUGCAAGGAGUACAAGGAAUUCCGGGAGCUAGUGGAAAAGAUGCGGAAGGACAACCCGGAGAAGAAGCCGGAGGUCAAACCUGAGGAUGUGUAUGAGCCUGAGUUCUGCUUGGAUGAUGAUUAUGAUAGUGAUGAAGAUUACAAGUCCGCAGACAAGAAGUUUAGUUUCGGCGACCAAGACUCCCAAAAACCCUGGAACCAGUUCAACUUAGGCAGCUCGAUGAAACGCGAGGCGGCUAGCUCACAGAGCGACGACGAAACUGAGAUCAAGCGAGAACGGCGCAAGAAGAAGAAAUCUCGCUGGGGCGAUGAGCCUCCAGUAGCUGAUAUCAAGCCUCCAGGCGUAGUGGCGCCUUUGCCGCCUGGGAUGGCGCCUUUGCCGCCCGGUAUAGCGCCUUUAAGUAUGCCGCCGAUGCCGCCCGGUAUGCCACCGAUGCCGCCACUACCAGGAAUGAAGCUGGCAAAAGUAGAAGAGGACGGCUUAAAGCUCACAAAUGUGAACCGGGCCAACCCGGCCCUAAUGCAGUACGCCAUGACCAACUAUGGCACGAUGAACUUGAGCCCUGAGGACUGGAAGAAGUGUGAGGACAACUUCAAACUCAAUCUGCUGUUCCAGGAUAUGUUGAAAAAGAGGCAGGAAGUAGAACGCCUGGCGGCGUCAGGCAAGCACAAGUACGAAUACGACAGUGAUGAAGACACCGCGGAAGGAACAUGGGAACACAAGUUACGCGCAAAAGAAAUGUACGCGACGGAGAAGUGGGCCGACGAGCUCACAAAACAGGCAGCCGGGAAACAUCACAUUGGCGACUUCUUGCCCCCAGAAGAACUGAAAAGUAAAUUUAUGGAGAAAUAUUCAGCCGUGAAAACGGGCAAGGAACCAGACUUGAGCGACUACAAAGAGUUUAAACUGAAAGAGGAUAAUGUUGGUUUCAAAAUGUUGCAAAAGUUGGGUUGGACCGAGGGCCAGGGGCUCGGCGUGGAAGGCACUGGUAUCGUCGAUCCCAUCAACAAGGCCAACCAGCCGGUCGCAAACAUGGGUCUAGGCGCUGCCUCCUCCGACGGCGUGUCUCCUGAUGACGACGAGUUCGACGCCUACAGGAAGCGGAUGAUGCUCGCAUACCGGUUCCGACCCAACCCUUUGAAUAAUCCUCGGCGACCAUAUUAUUAAGAAAAUAGCUAUAUAUAUAACUUCGAAAAACUUAAACAGUUAUGUUACUGGUACGAAACUAAAAUAUAUCAAGUUCUGAUUACAGUAAACCUUAAUAUGUAUAAUAUUAUUUUCUAGUAAUUUUGUCUGUAAUUACCUAUAAUUUGAUCGUGUUCGUAUUAAAUAACAUCACCGAUUAGCUAGUGACUCAUGAAAUGAUAAAAGUACAAAAACAAUAUGUAUAUGUAUUAACUAUGUUAUACAAAUUAUUUAACCGACAGCCUAAGAAGAGGUUAUUUAAAUAUUUUGACAUGUAACACAGUCUUAGGCCGAUAUUACACUAUCGUAAAAAUAUGAUCAUAGACAACAUGCCGUGAAGGCAUACCUACAGACCUAUGAUCAUAUUUCUAUCUAGUGUAAUAUCGGCCUUAGCCCAGCCAAAUAUGUUGACUGAUUUUAAAGUGAGAAGCAACUAGAUUUUCGAUCUCAGUUGUGGGAGUAACGCGGGCUAUGCUGUUUCGUUUACUUAUUUUAAAGUAAUAAUUUUGUCUCAAUUCACGGGUGGUAGGUAGCUAUUUGUUAGAAAUUGCGUAAAUAAUAUUACUAUAGUUUAAGUAUUUGGGAUACUUCCAUGUAACUACAAGAAUGUAUUUGUCUGUAAGUACAAUUACUAAAGUUACUAGUAGUUAUUCUUUUGUUCGGAGCCAACUUGUAUGUGUAUUGUAUCUCUUAUUAUUUAGAAAUUUAGCUCCCAAAGUUGCUGUUACUUCAUCAUGGCAUCAUACUUACCGUAUGUAUAAAUAUUUAGCACAAUUUGUUGCAUACUUUAAUAAAAUAUAUACAUCAUA
This is a messenger RNA of Leguminivora glycinivorella, 2771 nucleotides long. Its product is annotated as SURP and G-patch domain-containing protein 1-like. Gene Ontology annotation, cellular component: nucleoplasm. Gene Ontology annotation, molecular function: RNA binding. The transcript has 12 exons. Lineage: Eukaryota; Metazoa; Arthropoda; Insecta; Lepidoptera; Tortricidae. The record is from RefSeq and is a predicted model, not a curated record. The coding region runs from base 151 to 1944 and encodes 597 amino acids. Gene Ontology annotation, biological process: RNA processing.